Messenger RNA from Nerophis lumbriciformis (worm pipefish), 680 nucleotides. NCBI's taxonomy places the organism in Eukaryota, Metazoa, Chordata, Actinopteri, Syngnathiformes, Syngnathidae. The record is from RefSeq and is a predicted model, not a curated record.
AUCACCUUGGUCACUUGACAGCUCAGUCCAUAUACAAAACACUGACGUUGUGCGCAUUAGAACUUUUGGUUGUGUCGCGUACACCGAACGAGAAGACCGGAUUUCGCUCGCAUUGGCGAACUGUGAUUGAUAAAAUGAACACCUUGCUCGCCAAAGUGGAGCAUAAAUGGAUUCUUUUAACGUUGAAACAAUCUCGAGCAACAACCACGACAGCUUGCAAGGCCCAAGUGUCCACACUUCCCUCUGAACCUGUCAUCGCCUCAAAGAAACCUUUCAAAGUGGAUCUGCUUGGUGGGAAACGUUACUCUUGGUGCAGCUGUGGACACAGCAAGAAUCAGCCUUUCUGCGACGGAUCGCACAAGUCCAAAGCCCAGGGCCUGUCUCCACUGCGCUUCAUCCCGGAGAAAGAUGGUCCAGUUUGGUUGUGUGGCUGCAAACACACUAACACGCCUCCGUACUGCGACGGCACACACAAGCAGGACUUCAUCGCGUCUGCUCCUCUGCAUCGAGACACUGAUUAGUUCAACAACACGCCUUCAAAAUCAGAGCUUUGGACUUCAACGGAGAAGAAAAGGGCGCUGGAGGUUUGGAAGCAUGACGUGUGAAUGUUAAGAAGGGGUGACUUAAUCCCAUAUUGAUAUUGGAUAUUGGUCUAAUAAAAGCAAAAACAAUCUAUUAUA